CCGUUGCAGCUGCUGCACGCUGGAGGACAAACCCACGCUUUCAUUCUCUACCUCCCUCCAUCUCCUCCUCUUUCUCCUGCACUUCUUCUCUCUGUGCAGCGCUCUCUGCUCCACUUUUUCAUUGUGCUGCCUCCUCAGUCGGAGGAGGAUGGGUGGAUUCCUGAGCAGAGGGGAGGUGUGAUAUGUGAAGACACUGACAGAUGGAUGGAUGGGGAGCAAACAGAAGCAUGAUGCUGCCACCGCCGUCGCCGCGGUGUGUCUGCUGAGCCAGCAAUUUCUGCCUCAACACUGGUGAGACAAGAAAGAGAGAGAGAGAGAGGGGCAGUGAGGUUUCUAUGUCACUUGCCCUCUGUUGCUCUCUAGGAUUGUCUCUAUUGAGAUUUGCAGCUAAAUCUGGGAUUAUUUCUUUACCAAUUAAGAAGUAAGAGUGCAUUUGAAGCCCGGGUUAACAUUUGAGUUUACUUUAUCCUCUAAGAUCUCAUCUGUGCUUCUUGGAACUUGUUUUAUGCUCUUGUUUACUGAGCUUUCUUCUACUGGACACAUAUAUCCUGUUGGAUUAUUCUCGGUGGAGCUUUUGGCUGCUGCAAAGUUCGUUCUCUUGAAAGCUGAAGUUGAUCCUCCUGGACUCGAUCUUUAACUGUUGAAACUCGAGGAGCAAACUCAAACUCUGGUUUCUUCUCAUCGAGACAAUUGGACUCAACUGGAACCUCCCUGGAAACUCUUACAUUUACUUGUUGAGUCUCUCCUCAAUGCCUCUUUGGACGCGUCUAGUCUAAAUAUUUCACUACCCUCUCUGGAGUUUCAUCAUGGAGCUUCAGAGUGCCACCAGCAGCCUCCCUGGCCCUCUUUCCCCCAGCACUCUCUCUCCCACCAUGGACUAUGCCGGCCCUCUGUCCCCAUCCUCGGGAGGAGACCCGUCUCACGGCAGUCCCAUCCGGGGUUCGAGCCCCAGCCUCAGCCCCAUCAGGGGUCUCAGCCCUGUCCCUGGUUUCUCAGGUCAGGCUGCAUUCAACUACAACCAGCUGGAAGGAAGGUUUAAACAGCUCCAAGAUGAGCGUGAGGCGGUGCAGAAGAAGACCUUCACUAAGUGGGUGAACUCUCACCUGUCCAGAGUGUCCUGUCGGAUCACUGACCUCUACAUGGACCUGAGGGACGGACGCAUGCUCAUCAAACUGCUGGAGGUCCUGUCAGGAGAAAGACUGCCCAAACCCACCAAGGGCCGGAUGAGGAUUCACUGCCUGGAAAACGUGGACAAGGCUCUGCAGUUUCUCAAGGAGCAGAGGGUCCACCUGGAGAACAUGGGCUCCCACGACAUCGUAGACGGAAACCACCGCCUCACCCUCGGGCUCAUCUGGACCAUCAUUCUCCGCUUCCAGAUCCAGGACAUCAGUGUGGAGACGGAGGACAACAAGGAGAAGAAGUCUGCUAAAGAUGCUCUGCUGCUCUGGUGUCAGAUGAAGUCGGCAGGGUAUCCAAACGUCAACAUCCACAACUUCACCACCAGCUGGAGAGACGGGAUGGCCUUCAACGCUCUCAUCCACAAACACAGACCAGACCUGAUUGACUUUGAUAAGCUGAAGAAAUCAAACGCUCACUACAACCUGCAGAAUGCCUUCAACCUGGCCGAGCAACACCUGGGUCUCACCAAGCUGCUGGACCCCGAGGACAUCAGCGUGGACCACCCUGAUGAGAAGUCCAUCAUCACCUACGUGGUCACCUACUAUCACUACUUCUCCAAGAUGAAGGCGCUGAAGGUGGAGGGGAAGAGAAUCGGAAAGGUUUUGGACAACGCCAUCGAGACAGAGAAGAUGGUGGAUAAGUACGAGUCUCUGGCCUCAGACCUGCUGGAAUGGAUCGAACAGACCAUCAUCAUCCUCAACAACAGGAAGUUUGCAAACUCUCUGGUGGGAGUCCAGCAGCAGCUUCAGGCCUUCAACACGUACCGCACUGUGGAGAAACCACCAAAGUUCACAGAGAAGGGAAACCUGGAGGUUCUUCUGUUCACCAUCCAGAGUAAGAUGAGAGCAAACAACCAGAAAGUGUACACACCCCGAGAGGGAAAACUCAUCUCUGACAUCAACAAGGCAUGGGAGCGUCUGGAGAAGGCGGAGCACGAGCGUGAGCUGGCUCUGAGGACAGAGCUGAUUCGUCAGGAGAAACUGGAGCAGCUCGCCCGCCGCUUCGACCGCAAAGCCGCCAUGAGGGAGACAUGGUUGAGUGAGAACCAGCGGCUCGUCUCUCAGGAUAACUUUGGAUUUGACCUCCAGGCCGUAGAAGCAGCCACAAAGAAACAUGAAGCCAUAGAGACGGACAUUACAGCGUAUGAGGAGCGCGUUCAGGCGGUGGUUGCCGUGGCGAAGGAGCUGGAGGCGGAGAGUUACCAUGACAUCAAACGCAUCACGGCCAGGAAGGACAACGUGAUCCGGCUGUGGGAGUACCUGCUGGAGCUGUUGAAGGCCCGCAGGAUGAGACUGGAGAUGACCCUGGGCCUGCAGAGAGUCUUCCAGGAGAUGCUCUACAUCAUGGACUGGAUGGAUGAGAUGAAGAUGCUGCUUCUCUCUCAGGAUUAUGGGAAACACUUGCUGGGUGUGGAGGACCUGCUGCAGAAACACGCUCUGGUGGAGGCCGACAUCAGCAUCCAGUCCGACCGAGUCCGAACCGUCAACAACAAUGCUCAGAAGUUUGCAGAUGAGAUGGAGGGGUAUAAGCCCUGUGAUCCUCAGAUCAUCAGGGAUCGUGUCGCUCACAUGGAGUUCUGCUACCAGGAGCUGAGUCAGCUGGCAGCUGAGCGCCGAGCUCGUCUGGAGGAGUCCCGUCGUCUCUGGAAGUUCUUCUGGGAGAUGGCUGAAGAGGAGGGCUGGAUCCGGGAGAAGGAGCAGAUUCUGUCCCUCGAGGAUUAUGGGAAGGAUCUCACGGGGGCAUUGCGCCUGCUGAGUCAGCACAAAGCCUUCGAAGAUGAGAUGACUGGGCGAGCCGCCCACCUGCAGCAGACCAUCAAACAGGGCGAGGAGCUGGUGGCAAACAACCACUUUGGAGCUGACAAGAUCAAAGAACGUAUCCAGGACAUCCAGGAGCAGUGGGCGGCUCUGGAGCGACUCUCUGCUGUACGUAAAGCUCGUCUGCAGGAAGCCUGCAACCAGCACCAGUUCCAGGCUGAUGCUGACGACAUCGACACGUGGAUGCUGGACGUGCUGAGGAUAGUCUCCAGCGUGGACGUGGGUCAUGACGAGUUCUCCACUCAGGCUCUCGUGAAGAAACACAAGGAUGUGGCCGAGGAGAUCAACAGCUACCGACCGGUCAUUGACGCUUUGCAUGAACAGUCCCGCACGCUGCCGCCAGAGAAGGCCAACUCUGAGGAGGUCCAGAACAGGCUGGCGGGCAUCGAGGAGCGUUACAAAGAGGUGGUGGAGCUGACGCGGCUCAGGAAGCAGGCGCUGCAGGAUGCUCUGGCUCUGUACAAGAUGCUGAGUGAAGCAAGCGCCUGCGAGGUGUGGAUCGAUGAAAAGGAGCAGUGGCUCAACAGCAUGGAGAUCCCCGAGAAACUGGAGGACCUGGAGGUGGUCCAGCACCGGUUCGAGAGUUUGGAGCCGGAGAUGAACAACCAGGCGUCAAGAGUUGCAGUGGUCAACCAGGUUGCCAGGCAACUGCUCCACAGUGAACAUCCCAGCGAGAAGGAGAUCAAAGCUCAGCAGGACAAACUCAACACCAGGUGGAGUCAGUUUAGAGAUCUGGUGGACCAGAAGAAAGACAGCCUCAGCUCAGCUUUGGGUGUCCAGAAUUAUCACCUGGAGUGCAACGAGACCAAGUCCUGGAUCAAAGAGAAGACCAAGGUGAUCGAGUCGACCCAGGAGCUGGGGAACGACCUGGCCGGAGUGAUGGCACUGCAGAGGAAGCUAACUGGGAUGGAGCGAGACCUGGCCGCCAUCGAAGACAAGCUGGGAGACUUGGGAAAAGAGGCCGACCGCUUGGCCUCCGAACACCCAGAGCAGUCUGAGGCUAUCAAGGGGCGACUGGCUGAGAUCACCGGCGUGUGGGACGAGAUGAAGGACACCAUGAAGAACAGGGAGGAGUCCUUGGGCGAGGCCAGCAAGCUGCAGCAGUUCCUGCGUGAACUGGACGACUUCCAGUCAUGGCUGUCUCGGACUCAGACCGCCAUCGCCUCAGAGGACAUGCCCAACACUCUGGCCGAGGCCGAGAAGCUGCUGACCCAGCACGAGGGCAUCAAGAACGAGAUCCGCAACUACGAGGAGGAUUAUCAGAAGAUGCGGGACAUGGGCGAGAUGGUGACGCAGGGCCAGACGGACGCGCAGUACAUGUUCCUGCGGCAGCGGCUGCAGGCUCUCGACACCGGCUGGAACGAGCUGCACAAGAUGUGGGAGAACCGUCAGAACCUGCUGUCCCAGUCCCACGCAUACCAGCUCUUCCUCAGGGACACAAAGCAGUCUGAGGCCUUCCUCAACAACCAGGAGUACGUCCUCGCUCACACUGAGAUGCCCACCACUCUGGAGGGGGCCGAGGCGGCCAUCAAGAAGCAGGAGGACUUCAUGACCACCAUGGACGCAAACGAGGAGAAGAUCAGCGGCGUGGUCGAUGCCGGCCGGCGCCUGGUAACCGACGGCAACAUCAACGCUGAGCGCAUUCAGGAGAAGGUGGACUCAAUCGACCAGAGACACAAGAAGAAUCGAGCGGCUGCCAGCGACCUGCUGGCGAGGCUGAAAGACAACAGGGAUCUGCAGAAAUUCCUGCAGGACUGCCAGGAGCUGUCCCUGUGGAUCAAUGAGAAGAUGCUGACGGCUCAGGACAUGUCGUACGACGAGGCCAGGAACCUUCACAGCAAGUGGCUCAAACACCAGGCCUUCAUGGCCGAGCUGCAGUCCAACAAGGAGUGGCUUGACAAGAUCGAUAAGGAUGGGAAGACGCUGAUGGCAGAGAAGCCAGAGACAGAGGCCAUGGUUAAUGAGAAGCUGGCGUCUCUGAAGACAAUGUGGCAGGACCUCGAGUCCACCACCCAGACCAAAGCCAAGUGUCUGUUUGAUGCCAACAAAGCCGAGCUGUUCACCCAGAGUUGCGCUGACCUCGACAAGUGGCUUGCCAGCCUGGAGGGACAGCUGCAGUCCGACGACUACGGCAAAGACCUCACCUCUGUCAACAUCAUGCUCAAGAAACAACAGAUCCUGGAGAGCCAGGUGGAGGUGCGUCAGAAGGAGGUUGGGGAGCUGCAAGGCCAGUCACAGGCUCUCAGUCAAGAGGGGAAAGGCUCUGAGGAAGUUGACGGACAGAGGAUCAGUGUGGAGAAGAAGUUCGAUUCCCUCCAGGCACCACUGAAGAAGAGACGGGACAACCUCAUGGCCUCACGCGAGAUCCACCAGUUCAACAGGGAUGUGGAAGAUGAAAUCCUCUGGGUGGAGGAGAGGAUGGCCCUGGCCACAUCAACAGACCACGGACACAACCUGCAGACCGUACAGAUGCUCAUCAAGAAGAACCAGACCUUACAGAAGGAGAUCCAGGGUCAUCAGCCGCGCUACGACGACAUCUUUGAGCGCAGCCAGCACGUCCUUAGGGAGGACAGCCCGACGGCCGAGCUGAUCCGUCAGCGUCUAAGCGAGCUCCAGUCGCUAUGGGAACAGAUCAGGAAGGAGACAGAGAACCGUCACGCCCGUCUCAGUGAGGCCCAUAAGGCUCAGCAGUACUACUUUGACGCUGCUGAGGCCGAGGCUUGGAUGAGCGAACAGGAGCUCUACAUGAUGUCGGAGGAGAAGGCCAAGGACGAGCAGAGUUCGGUUGCCAUGUUGAAGAAGCACCAGAUCCUGGAGCAGGCGGUGGAGGAUUAUGCUGACACCGUCCACCAGCUGUCUAGCACCAGUCGGGGUCUGGUGGCUGCUGGACAUCCUGACAGCGAGCGUAUCGGGAUGCGUCAGUCUCAGGUGGAUAAGCUGUACGCCGGGCUGAAGGAUUUGUCGGAGGAGCGUCGGGGGAAGCUAGACGAGCGUUUGCGUCUCUUCCAGCUGAACCGCGAGGUGGACGACCUGGAGCAGUGGAUCGCCGAGAGGGAGGUGGUGGCCGGAUCCCAUGAGCUGGGACAGGACUACGAGCACGUCACUAUGCUACAGGAGCGCUUCAGAGAAUUUGCCCGUGACACCGGGACCAUCGGCCAGGAGCGCGUGGACACUGUCAACCGGCAGGCGGAUGAGCUGAUCAACACUGGUCACGGAGACGCCGCCACCAUCGCAGAGUGGAAGGACGGCCUGAACGAGGCGUGGGCCGACCUGCUGGAGCUCAUUGACACCCGAACGCAGAUCCUCGCCGCCUCCUUCGAACUGCACAAGUUCUACCAUGACGCCAAGGAGAUCCUGAACCGCAUCCUGGACAAACACAAGAAGCUUCCAGAGGAGCUCGGUCGGGACCAGAACACGGUGGAGACCCUGCAAAGGAUGCACACCACCUUCGAACACGACAUUCAGGCACUGGGAACACAGGUGCGGCAGCUUCAGGAGGACGCCGUUCGCCUGCAGUCUGCUUACGCUGGAGAUAAAGCUGACGACAUUCAGAAGAGAGAAGGAGAGGUCCUUGAGGCCUGGAAGAAUCUUCUGGAGGCGGCUGAAGGUCGCAGGGUGAAGCUGCUCGACACUGGAGACAAGUUCCGCUUUUUCAGCAUGGUGCGAGACCUGAUGCUGUGGAUGGAGGACGUCAUCCGCCUGAUCGAGGCCCAGGAGAACCCCAGGGACGUGUCAUCAGUGGAGCUGUUAAUGAACAACCAUCAGGGCAUCAAGGCGGAGAUCGACGCCCGCAAUGACAGCUUCACCGCCUGCAUUGAGCUCGGCAAAGCUCUGCUGGCAAGGAAGCACUACUCUUCAGAGGAGAUUAAAGAAAAGUUGUUACAGUUGACGGACAAGAGGAAAGACAUGAUUGACAAAUGGGAAGACAGAUGGGAGUGGCUUAGACUUGUCCUGGAGGUGCACCAGUUUUCAAGGGAUGCAGGUGUGGCCGAGGCAUGGCUGCUGGGUCAGGACCCGUACCUGUCCAGCAGGGAGAUCGGUCAGAGCGUGGACGAGGUGGAGAAACUCAUCAAACGCCACGAGGCCUUUGAGAAGUCAGCCGCCACCUGGGAGGAACGCUUUGCCGCUCUGGAGAGAUUGACUACGAUGGAGUUAUUGGAAGUGAGAAGAGCGCAAGAGGAAGAAGAGAAGAGAAGACAACCCCCGCCCACUGAGGGUCAGCCUGAUACUGCUGCAGCACAGCAGAGGGAGGGAGGUGAGCAGGUGUCUCAGAAUGGGCUGCCGUCCGACCAGGAGUCUCCCAGGGAUAAUGUUGAAGGGGGUGAGGUGGUGAAUGGAGUGUCGGAGCCCAGCCCCGCGGGGUCUCCCGGGGCGUCUCGCAAGGGCAAGGCCAGCCAGGCAGCGACCCUGCCUGCUAAGACCCAGCAGGAUGCGCCCACGUCCCAGCUGGAGGGCUUCCUGCACCGCAAACAUGAGUGGGAGGGGCAUAACAAGAAGGCUUCAAGCAGGUCGUGGCACAACGUGUACUGUGUGAUCAAUCAGCAGGAGAUGGGUUUCUAUAAGGAUCAGAAGAGCGCCAGUCAGGGCAUUCCCUACCACAGCGAGAUUCCCAUCAGCCUGAAGGACGCUGUCUGCGAGGUGGCGCUGGAUUACAAGAAGAAGAAACAUGUCUUUAAGCUCAAGAUUACUGAUGGGAAUGAGUAUCUCUUCCAAGCCAAAGAUGAUGAGGAGAUGAACGUGUGGAUCUCGGCCAUCUCAGCCGCCGUCUCGGGCGACAAGAUGGAGAUCACACCCAGCAGCCAUAGCACGCCCGCCCCCGCCGCACGUGCCCAGACGCUGCCGGCGUCCGUCGCCACGGUGGCGGCAUCAGCGGCCGAGUCCAGCCCGGGCAAACGAGAGAAAGACAAGGAGAAGCGCUUCAGUCUGUUCAGCAAGAAGAAAUAGACGCUCCUCCUUCCCUCUCACCUUCUCCUCCUCCUCUUCCUCUUCCCUCUGGUGCUGUUUGGGGCCGCUCCUCAAUAUCAAACCAUCUUUGAUCAAAUAUUUGUUGAAGAUGUCCGUGUCAAUCAAUCUAGAGUCAGCGCCUAGCAACUUAUACUGGAAUCAUAAAAAACUAACCAUUAACUUGUAAAUGAAUAUAAAUGUCUUCAAAACUUUACAUUGUCUGUUAAUGUAAUACAAUGAAAUGAUGAUGUAAUAGAAAGAGGAUAACAGACUUUAUCAGAAGAUUAUAUUCGCAGUUGCUAUGUCAAAAAUAAUUCCCAAACAGCCCCUCGUUCUCUUCCUUCUCUACUUUCCUCCUCUUCUUCUUCUUCUUCUUCCUCUUCUUCUUCUUCUUCCUCUUCUUCCUCUCAAAGCGUGACUCCAGCAUGCAAGCUCCGAGCCAAAACUCUCCACUCUGUGCCUAUCAACUGUCCGGUCUGGCUCAGAGUUACAGUACAGCUACAACACACCACCUGUAUCCUCUGUUCAGUUUUUGUAAGAUAAGGAGCAGGAAAAAAAAAAGAAAAAAAUAGAGAUCGAUGGAAGGGCAAAAAUAAUUUAAACGGGGUUUGCAAACGCUUCUGGCAGCUGCUGUCAUGGAAAUAAAAUCCAGAGUUUGCCGCUGAACAACAACACCAAGUAGAGGAGAAUUCCCAGAUUAUUCCUUAUUAUUAUUAUUAUUCUUAAUGCUAUUAUUUGUGUUUUCUAUAUCCUAUUAUUUGGUUUCCUUUCUCUGCUUCUCAUUGUCCCAGCUUUUUCGUCGACUACUGCCUUUCGUGGGUUGUGUUUACGCUCCCCAGUUGUCUCCGUUUUUGAGUUGUUUUGUUGGUUUUUGUUUUGUUUUUUUGGGGAAGUUGUAGGUAGUUCCCGUUAGAGUCCAUCCUCAGUUUUUGCGAGGCCUUGUCUUUGCAAGAUGACGUGUAUCCCUCUGUAGUGGGGAAAACUGAGACCACGGCGGGGUAAACCUCUGAAAUUACACCUCCUCUGAGUUUUGUAAGAGUAAAUCCAAAUGUAGAGAAAUACGUUGUGAAAGCGCUAAACGUUCAAAGACAUUGAAUUUGUCGAGAGCGGGGGGAAAAAAAUGAAAAUCAAAUUACAAAACUGAACAGCUUUUUGUGCACUGACUAAUUCUGCUUUUCUGAUGGUUAAAACUGUUGCAAUAACCCUGUGAAAAGCAGAGUAUCCUCAUUAAGUUCUUUUUCUUCCCAGUGCUGUGUAAUCCCUGCAGCAUUACACACAACGGCUGUAAUUUGGAGUGUUACCCUGCGGUGCUUUGAACUGUAUGUAUAACUUGUGUAUAACAAACUGUUAAAAAUAAACCUGUGUUUAAUUUCACUUAUUAUCAUUACUACUAAUAAGACCUACCGACAGUUAUAAGCUUCACUUGAGUAUCAUUUUCUUUACCUGAAAACCUAACAAUGUGUACACUUAACAAAUCUGAAUGAAGGAGCUAUUGAUGGGGUGAUAAAUAAAUAAAUAAAUAAAUAAGACCAGUAAGAAUGUUGGAGAACUCAAACUUAAGAGCAUCCAAUAAGUUUUAGUUUUGACUCUCUUUACGUUUAGUCCUUUGGAAUAUGUUUAGUUUCCUCCAGUAUGUAUUUUCUGUUCCACAGUUAAGCUAUGUCUAAAGUUAAUUUAGUCUGACAAGUAUGGAGAUGUAGAUGUACUAUAAAAUCAAAAACUACUUUAAGCAUCGCUGUUAAGUGGACGAGUCGGUUCUUCAAAAGCAUUUACUGAAAGUGAGUAAUGUUGCAGAAUAAUGGUCGCUUGCUUGUUGGCUUCAGCAUUUCCAUAUUUUGAGAUUUCAGACGUUUGCCGGCGAAGAUCUCGCAGUGAAAUGUGAUGAGUUGCUCAUCCUGUAUGGAAGUUCUUUAAUGACAAAAUAAAUAGAAUCACUUGGCACUGUGAUCUACAGAAGUGUGCAGAACGUCAUUUGUCUGCAUGAUAAAGGCAGAGUGUGGAAGUUUUGAUUACUAGUCAUGAGAACAUACUUCCUGUCGCAUGGUAUGUUGAAUUUGCAUGCUUACUCUGCUAGUUUAACCUUUGGUCCAACAUUUUAAAACACAUGCUCUAAAGACCAAGUCUCAGUCUAAAACAAAAAAAAUGAGUUUAUUUAAGUGCACUGGGAAGCUAAGAAGAUGCCUAACCCCAAACUUUCAGGUCCUUUCAGGUUUUUUUUAAAUGUCUGGAUGUUGGAUUAUUACAUGCAUAGCCAUCAGAAAAGGUGAGCUCAGGUUUCAAACUGACCUACAAAUCCAAAAACUCCUCUAAAAAAGGGGCUGCUGGGUUAAGGCUUGAAUUUGUUAUGUCAUUAAUGGACUUCCAUACCGGCCAGGAAAAGUGGAAACAAAACAUCUGGAAUUAACCCCAAUGUGUAAAAAAAGAAGUGUGUUUGUUUUCCACAGCUGGAGGGGGGGGGGGGGGUGGUUUGGUUUGGAUGGGACUCAGGCUGCACGUUGGUGAAACACCUCGAGGAACUGAAAACCCUCUUCACUGGGGCGAAGGUCCUGAAAUGUUUCCUGUUGAGUUUUUUCUUUUUGCUACAUUCUCUGGCGAUUUGAUAAAUAUAGUGUGCAUUCUUCUGUCACUGUAACCAUAGUAACAAGAUAUUUCUUCAUAUUGCACAAUCAACAAUGCCACGAUGGGGUUGUGGGUGGGGUAGGUUGGGUGGGAGUGGGCAGGGCAGGGGCUUUUGUCGGUGAGGUAGUCAAGUGUGAUGUGGACCCAGGGGUCACUGCUAGUUGGAUCUGCACCCGUAGACUUCUCCCCAUCUCUGUUACAUAUGUGCAAAAAGCCAUUAAAAUGCUUUUAAAAUGA
This is a messenger RNA of Labrus mixtus (cuckoo wrasse), 10796 nucleotides long. Its product is annotated as spectrin beta chain, non-erythrocytic 1. Gene Ontology annotation, biological process: protein localization to plasma membrane; actin cytoskeleton organization. Gene Ontology annotation, cellular component: spectrin; plasma membrane; cell junction. The coding region runs from base 807 to 7940 and encodes 2377 amino acids. The transcript has 43 exons. NCBI's taxonomy places the organism in Eukaryota, Metazoa, Chordata, Actinopteri, Labriformes, Labridae. Gene Ontology annotation, molecular function: actin filament binding; structural constituent of cytoskeleton; phospholipid binding. The record is from RefSeq and is a predicted model, not a curated record.